CUAAGUUUCUAUUGAAUUUCUCUUGUGAUUCCUUUACGAUAGUGAUUAAUUACAAGCACGGUAACUGACGAGUAGUUUCACAAUUCUGAUGUGCUACUUUAUACUCUUCUACACACGGUGGAGAGUGGAGAAGAAUAAUAAUUACAAUCAUACAGUGACCUAACCUUAGCUUAUCAGCUGUCUCGGUUCUUCGUAAUGUACGUGAAUAGUACUUCACUGUUUGUAUUAGGAUCACCAGUCGAUUUUGAUCGUAAAGUUAUGAAUAAAGUUAUUUUGGUGAUUGUCUUGAACUUGGCUUUAGUGAAUUGUUCAAACUACGAGGGCUUAAUUAGACCGCGAAAGUCCCAAAAUGUAACAAGGAAACCAAAUAAUCAAUCCGAUCAACAUUGUGGAUUACGGAAAAUAUCCGCACGUUCGCUGAUUGUAGGAGGAUCUGACACAUAUGCGGGGGAGUGGCCUUGGCAUGCGGCGGUCUUUCACGUCGGUGACGAAGGUCGUUCAAAGGAGUACAAAUGUGGAGGUACAUUGAUCAAUGGAAGUUUCAUACUGACGACUGCUUCCUGCGCACGAUAUGGAGUUGACAAACCUGAAGGAGCAAUCAUAGUUGAAUUGGGGCAAAACAAUUUGCAGGAAUCUUCGGCUCAUGCACAGGCGAUUCCGGUUAUUCGAUCAGUCGUUCAUGAUAAGUAUGAGUAUGGAAGACACAAAUACGAUAUAGCAAUUCUACAAUUGAAAACCUCCGUCAAAUAUUCAAACUACGUUCAACCAGCAUGUCUUCCAAAAUUGAAUGAGGUGAUAGAAGACUAUGAAACCGAGAUGGGAACCAUUGUUGGAUGGGGAUUUAUAGAAGCCGGUGAACUUUCAAAUACGCUGCAGAGUGCUGAAGUUCCAGUGAUUCCAUUCCUACCUUGCCUCCAAAGUGACAGGGACUUCUUCGCCCAAGAGUUGUACGACGGAAUGUACUGUGCUGGACAGCAAAAUGGAACGGCCCCUUGCUUCGGUGACGCAGGUGGCGGAAUGUACUUUCACAGUGGUCGUACUUGGACCUUACGUGGGAUUGUUUCUUUUACGAGUGUGGUCUAUUCGGUAACGGGUGGAUGCAAUACCCACAACUACUUUGGCUUGGUGAACGUGAAUCACUUUCUACCCUGGAUUGAAGAUACGAUCGUCAGACUCCGAACAGCGGAAUAAAUAUCGAUCAUUCG
Molecule: messenger RNA, 1205 nt
Organism: Armigeres subalbatus
Lineage: Eukaryota; Metazoa; Arthropoda; Insecta; Diptera; Culicidae
Product: venom protease-like
Exons: 2
Coding region: 196-1191 (331 amino acids)
Biological process (GO): proteolysis
Molecular function (GO): serine-type endopeptidase activity
Source: RefSeq, a predicted model, not a curated record